Messenger RNA from Paramecium pentaurelia, 3242 nucleotides. The record is from the annotation of a GenBank genome assembly. Lineage: Eukaryota; Ciliophora; Oligohymenophorea; Peniculida; Parameciidae.
AUGAUAAAUUAACAUAGUUAACAAUAAUUGAUAGUUAUAAUGUAAUAUAGGAUAUUUUUUGAAGAAUAAUAACAAAAUAUUAAUCUUUUGAUUUUAGAUACUUCUGUGUUCCAUAUAAAAUUAAAAAAAUUUAAUAUAUUAGAUUAUAAAUAGAAGAUGACAGAUUCCGAAAUGUAGGAUAUGCUGAUAUGCAAGCCUAGGUAGGAAUGUGAGUUAUUUAGGUUUCUAGAAAAAGGACCUGAUAUCCAGACUAAACUCUAAAUGAGUAUAAAUUAUGCUGAAUAAGACUAAAAGAUAGAGAGACCAGCUCCAAGUGUAUAUGAAAAGUAUGCAGAAAUGCAAGAAUACUUUUGUCCUUUGGAUUAAUUAGAAAGACUUUUGAAAACUAAUUUUGGUAUUGGACUUUCUAGUGAAGAAGCAUCUAAAAGAUAAUAAUCAAAAUCAAUUGAUGUAAGUGAUUGGAAAAUGUUUAUAAAAGAAUUAAAUUUAUUUGCAUUUGAUCUAAUUAUUGCAACAAUGAUUUCAAUUAGUCUAGCAAUAUAUGGAAGUUAAAAUAAUCUUGAAUUUAGUGGAGAAGAAAUAAUUACAUCUUGUUUAUUAUUAAUAGUAAUAACAAUUACUUUUGUAAUGGGAUAUCAAUAAAGAAAGAAAUCUUAAUAUGCUAUAGAGAAAGAUAAUGAAUAAAUCAUCACUGUAUACAGAGAUGGAAAAAUGUAGCAUCUUUAGGUUUAGAAUCUAGUAUCAGGAGAUAUUUGUGUGAUUAAAGAAGGUUUAGUAAUCUAUUGUGAUAUGAGAGUAUUGGAAUCUUCUGAUUUAUAAAUAUAAAUGAAUCAGGAUAUAACUUAAGCAAUAAAAGGUUCAUAGAUAUUUUGUGGAUCAUUAAUAAGAAGUGGAUUUGGUAAAGCUGUGGUAAUUAAGACUGGAUCAAGUACUACAAUUGCAUAGAUUCAAAAGAGAUAAGGGAGUAAGUUAUUGUAGAAAUAAUUAAUUUUAUUCUAAUAAAUAAUGACAUUAAUAGCAUUAUUUGUUAUAAUAUUAGUAAUAAUUUGGAGUAGUGUUAUGUCUGAAAUUGAUACUUCUAAUGUAUUUGCAUAUGGAUUUAGAGUAGUUGAGUAAGUGAUUAUAGCAAUUGUACCAGUAGGAUUAUUAGUAAUAGUUACGAUAUCAUUUUAAAUGGCAAUAAGGAGAUUGGCUAAACUUAGAUUUUUAAUUAAGGAUGCUGAAAGUAUUGAGAGAUUAAGUGAAAUCAAUUGUUUAUGUAUUGGAUUAAAUGAAGUAAUUACUAGUAAGAAUUACACAUUCAAUUCUUUUAAUGAUUGUAAAUAAUUAUUAUAUGAAUGUCGUAAAUACAAUUCUAUACAUCUAUAUUAUUGUGCAAUAUUAACUUGUAAUCAUACAAAUUUAGAUGGAACAGAAAAGAGUAUUAUUGAUUGUUUUAAAGAUGAUGAUACAGAUAGUUUAAUUAAAAAUACUAAAUAUUAUGUAAAUGGAAUUUAAUAUCAUUUGCCAUUUAAUAGUAGUAAGAAAUAUUCAUUAUCAAUUGUGGAAUAGGGAUAAAAAUAUUUUGUAUAUAUUAAAGGAGCACCUGAAGUAAUAUGGAAUUAUUGUAAUAAGACAUUAUUUGAUAAAAUUGAUAUUAAAUAAACUUAGUUAUUUAAUGAAUAAUUAGUUAAUCAAUGUUCAAAAGGACUUAGAAGUAUAGGAUUUGCUUUUUUAGAAAUUGAAAAUGAAGAAGAUUUGAAAAUUAAUGAAAAUGAUUAUGAAUUCAACAAAUAAAACUUUGUUUAUUUAGGCACUUUAUAUUUAAAUAAUAGUCUUAAUGAAUAAACUAUUCCAAUUCUAGAAAAAUUAUAAUCAUAAAAUAUUAAAUUAGUUAUUAUUACUGGAGAACAUCCAGAAACUGCAAGAAUUAUUUGUAAAAAUACAGGAUAUUAUAAUAAUCCAACUAUUAUAGAAGGACAUUAAUUAUAUUUACAUGUUGAUGAUCAAUAAGAAGUCACAAGAUUAAGUUCUGUUGAAAACAAAUUAGGAAAUUGGUGUUCUUAAUAAGAAAUAGUAUUUGCUAGAACAUCACCAGAAUAAAAAUUAAGUAUUGUAAAAGCAUUAUAAUAAUUGAAUUAUAAAGUUGCUAUUACUGGAGAAGGAUUAACUGAUUUAGGAGCAUUUAGAUAAGCUGAUAUAAGUAUAAGUAAAAAACAUGGAUCAUAGUAAAUGAUUAUAAAUUCUAGUGAUCUAGUACUUACUUCUAGUAAAUAAACAUUUCUUGAUAGUUAUUAAGCAAUCUUAGAAUCAAAAAGAGCUGUCAAUAAUGUUAUUAAAUCUAUUAUGCUUUGCUUAUCUUCAAAUACAGCUAUGAUCUUGGCUUUAUUUGUCUAUUGUUUUCUUGGAACUCCUUUACCUUUCUCACAAAAUCUUAUGUUAUUGACUAGUAUUUCUGUUGAUUUGAUUCUUGGAAUCAGUUUAGCUAGAGAAGAAUUAGAAUAUAGAAUUCCCAAUAGAACUAAUCUCUUCCUCUUUGCUAUUUUGAUUAUUGGUUGUAUUGAGGCAGGUGGAGGUUUAAUGGCAAGUUUCAGUGCUUAUCGUUAUUUUGGUUUUAAUUUAUAAAAUCUUUAUUUUACAAGAUUCGCUAGGGUUUAUCCUGUUGGUAAUUAAGAUAUUUAUAAUCCAUUGAGUAAUACAUUAGGUAAUUCUAAUUUAAUUGAUAAUUGUUUAUAUAAUGGUGAAAUGUAAAAUUAUUAAUGGAGUUCUCCUAAUAAUACUAUUGAUUAGAGAUUAAUAUUUGUAAAAUGUGGUGAUUGUUCUGAAUUGUAAAUUUAAAAUGGUUAUUUAACUGAUUGUUGGAAUACUAAAUAUGAAUACCCUAAUUGUUUAAGUAAUUUGUAAUACUGUUAUACAGCCUAAGCAAGUGAUUAUGCAUCUACAUCUUUUUAUAUUGUCUUAGUAUUAUCAUAAUGGUAUAAAUAAUUACAUAAAAUAGUAUCAAUUACUUUGCAUUAAGAACUUUAAUUAAAUCUUAUAAUUCUACUAGAAUGAAUACUUUAGCUAUAUAUGGAUUAACGAUAUCAUUAAUUAUAUUACCAAUAAUUGUGUAUGUUCCAGGAAUAUAAUGGGUAUUUUAGACAGUUAAUAUGCCUUGGGAAUUAUUAGGUUCAGCAGGCCUUCCAUUUUGUUUGCUUUUAUUAGCUAUAGCUGAAAUAAUAAAAUGGUUACUAAGAACAUAUGUUGGAUUUUAAAUAUUAUGA